AUGCCCCCCAACCCCAAGUUUGAAUAUGAUGCGAAAGAGCCCGCAUUCCUCCAAAAGCUAAGGGGUCAGUAUGGCAGCAACGCUGGCCGCUUAGAACGGCCGGCAGUACGAGCGACCAGACUCAAAGUCAACAAGGACGACGACGACGAUGAGCCCACCUACGUCGACGAGGAAAGCAACGAAGUGAUAUCCAAGGAGGACUACAAGAACUUGGUGCGCGAGAGUGGCCAAACAGAAGAGAGCAAUGAUACCCCUAAGGAUAAGCCCGCAGGCGACACAGACAAACCAGGACCAUCCAGCAAACAGAGCAAUUUGACUGAGGUUGGAGGACAAAGGAAACGAAAGCAGGUCAAGGUCGUGGGCGAAGAAAGUACCGCGAGCGAAGACAAGAAGACUGAGACCGAAGAAGCCCAACCUAAGGCGCCCACUAAGAAGGCAAAAAAGACCAAGAAAAUCAAGCUCUCCUUCGAUGAAGAGUGA
Penicillium antarcticum is the source of this 480-nucleotide messenger RNA. Its product is annotated as DUF4604 domain-containing protein. Bases 1 to 480 code for a protein of 159 amino acids. The record is from RefSeq and is a predicted model, not a curated record. The transcript has 2 exons. NCBI's taxonomy places the organism in Eukaryota, Fungi, Ascomycota, Eurotiomycetes, Eurotiales, Aspergillaceae.